AUGGCCGCGGUCAGCGCCCAUGUGCUCGCCGUGUGGCACGAGCACCGGCGCAUGUUCCUCGCGUCCAUGGGCAUCGUCUUCAUGGGCCUCGUCUUCUUCCUCGUGACGACGUCAGGCAUCUCGCCGUUCCCGCCGCCGUCGCCGCCAUCCUCGCCCUUUAUGACGUUCAACGUUCUCCAGUACAACAUCUUUGACCGGCCAUAUGCAGUGUCGCACGACGGCCAGGCCGAGCGCCUUGCGCGCAUUCCGCAGUCGAUUCUGACGCUGUGCCCGCACUCGUGCGGCGGUGUCGACGUUGUGACCUUCGCCGAGAGCGACAUCGAGUCGGACCGCAACGUCAUGCUCGAGGCCUUCAGUAAAGCAGGAUACCUCUACCAUACGACGAUCCUUGCCGAGACGGACCCGUUCACGAGCUUGAUCAAUGGCGGUGUGCUCAUCGUGUCCAAGUGGCCGAUUCUCCGCGAGGCCCAGCACAUCUACCGCGGUGCAUGCCACUACUCGGACUGCCUUGCGGCGAAAGGCGUCAAGUACGCGCGUGUCAACAAGACCGUCCAUGGCGUCUCGAAAGCCUUCAAUGUCUUUGCGACACACAUGCAGGCGUGGUCGACAAAAGAAGGCAUGGAAGACCGCAUCAAGCAAGCGCAGCAGUUUUACGCAUUUGCCCAAGCGCUGGCGAUUCCACAUACCGAGCCGAUGGUGUUUGCUGGCGACUUUAACGUCGACAACCACUCGUUCCCGGACGAGGUGUCGAACCUUGUGCGCCUCUUGCACGCGACGACGCCGACGCGCGUUGGCAGCGAGCUCUUCACGAGCGAUCCGCAUCUCAACUUGCUCGUGGGCCGAGACGGCGCGGCCAAGUCGGGCAAGUGCCUCGACCAGUACGUGGCGAGCUGGGGCCCCUCCAUUACCUCGAGCCAAGUGUUUCGCGACCCGUCGUCGGCCAUGUGUUUUUGUCCGUGCUGUCCGUCCGAGUGGCUCGACUACGUCUUGUACGCCGAGCCGCCGUACCAGCAGCCGAUCGGUGCGCCGACGCUCGAGUCGAUCGUCAACCAAGUGCCGGCGGCGUUUCCAGUGCCGUGGAGCGGCCCGUCGCUCUUGCCGUCGUCGGCCGACGACGCAUCCUUGGCCCUCGUGGACCUUUCAGAUCAUUUCCCGGUCCUUGGCAAGUUCAAGUUUCCGCUGAAUGCGUCCGAGCCAGUCGUGCACCUCGACGGGUGCUCGAACGACGACGACUGCCGCUUCCAUAGUCUUCGUUGCUACUGCGAGGGCCCAGGCUGCUACUUUAAUGGCAGCCACAUUGAUGGCGGCACCCUGCCGUCCGACCACCCCGUCAACAAGAACUGCAUCUUGCUCAAGACGCGCUUCGUUUGCGCGUGCGGCCCGACGUAGACAUGCGCUGCCUUUCUGCCUUUUUAUCGUUGUCAC
Molecule: messenger RNA, 1425 nt
Organism: Saprolegnia parasitica CBS 223.65
Lineage: Eukaryota; Oomycota; Saprolegniomycetes; Saprolegniales; Saprolegniaceae
Exons: 9
Coding region: 1-1389 (462 amino acids)
Cellular component (GO): extracellular region
Molecular function (GO): sphingomyelin phosphodiesterase activity
Source: RefSeq, a predicted model, not a curated record